This is a messenger RNA of Ceutorhynchus assimilis (cabbage seed weevil), 1966 nucleotides long. The record is from the annotation of a GenBank genome assembly. NCBI's taxonomy places the organism in Eukaryota, Metazoa, Arthropoda, Insecta, Coleoptera, Curculionidae.
CGCAUUGAUAGUAAAUUUCUCAGUAAAGUAGAAAGUGCUGCUUAAAAAAAUGUAUAAGAUCUGGGUAAGACCAAAAAUUAUAAUAAAAUAUCAAUAUUUUUCGAGGAUUUUCUGCUUUCCUUUUAUUUUAUGAUCCAAAACGUCUUGAAAAAUAUGGUCGAUAAAUAUGCUUAAGUAAUAUCAAAAAUAUUCAAUCAAAAUACAAUAUGACUUUAUACCUAUCUAUGAUCUACUUAAAUGAUCAAAUGAAAUUCCAAUGAAUCCUUAAUGAUGAUAAAUGCAUGUUGAUCUUUGAAAAAUGCAUAUGAUAUCAUUCCGGUAUUGUCUUGAUCUCCGACAUAAAGCAAAAUUACCAAUUGCAUAAUGAAAUAUUCAUCAUCAAUGAUGACUUUACAUACACACAUCAUAUUUAAGGUGUUGGCACAGAAAAACAAGGAGAUCCAACUCAAAUUCUAUAAUAAGGUAUAUUUUGAAUUUAACUCGAAAUCAGUUGUUCUAAAUUUAAAAUUUAUCAUUAACAAGCCAUCAACAGCCUCAAAACAGUAAAGCGGAUCUUUUCAAAAUCCGGUAAUACUGAUACCUAUUACUAAUUAUGAUUUGAUUGAAAAAGGUGAUUCACCCUGUAACUCAGGGAUAUUCCAUCUCAUAAUGGUUAGUAUAGCGAGGUCAUCAUAAUUAUUGGGAUAUAAAAUCUGAUGGUAAUUACUUAUUGUUGUUAAUAAUUUAAGACUUCCUCUAGGCAGCAUCUUGAGAUUGUUUUUGGUGAAUAGUGCGUGUGUGAAAUUUCUAGUUAAAAUGAGGAUUUCGGUCCUCUCUUUUUGUUUCGUUCUCAUGACCAUCUCCAACAUCAACGCCCAUGGGCACUAUGGAGGUGGAGGAGGCUGUUCAAGCGGCUGUGGUGAUAGUAGCGGAGGAUAUUCCUCAGGAGGUGGAGCAAACAUAGGUGGAGGUAGUCUUAGUGCUACCAUAGUAGGACCUAGUGAUCCCGGCGCUACCAUUCAAGGACCCGGCUCACAAGCGAAUAUAAUCGGUCCCGAUGGUAGUCAUAUUUCCGCAAACGAGGUUGGCGGGAAAAUUAUUGCGCCUCCAAAACAAGGCGGAGUGAUACAGGCUUCGGUAUCACCAGGCUACAUAUUUACUGGCGGUGGAGGAGGAGGUGGCCAUGGUGGUUAUUCAGGAGGAUCGCCAAGUUAUUCGGGAGGGUCGCCAGGUUAUCAAGGAGGAUAUUCCAGUGGAGGAGGUGCAGGAAUUUAUCCGCCACAAAGUUUCCACAGUGGAUCAUCUGGCUCAGGAGGGUACAGUGGUUAUCCAGCAGCGUCUGGGUGUAGUGGAGGAUGCGGUGGAAGUAAUGGACAGGUUUAUCCAGGUGGAAGAGGCAGUGGCGCAGAAGGUCAAGUGUAUCCAGGUGGAAGAGGUUCUGGUUUGGAAGGACAAUGGCAACCGGACAACAGAGAGAAACAAUUUGAUGAUGGACUAUACAGGGGUGAAGGAUCUUCACAAGGAGGAGGUUACGCUGUCCAUCAACCAUUACCAGGAUGGGGCAAUGCUGGAGCAAGCUCUGGUGGAUAUUCUGGAUCUGGAAGUUAUGGAGGACAUGGGGGAGGAAGCAGCUGUGAUCCUUGUGGCAAAUAAAACACUUAUUUGUAAUAAAACGAAAUAAUAAUUUAUAAAAAAUAAUUUGAGGUAAACACUGCCUAUUCAUUUAUAAUCUGAAAACUAAUAGGUAAUGAUUAAUUUGUAAAAAAAAAAACUAAUAGGUAAUUUAAUAUCGUAAUAAUUUAUUUACGCUGAAGUAAAACACAUUUUUUUUUUUUAAUAAACAAAAUCAUUAUAAUAUAAAAAACAGUUUUUUUUUUCUCAAGGAUAAUAUACAACUCUGGUUGAGUAUGUGUAAGGCCAGUACCAUGGUCCCCAGCCCCAAGAAUAAGAAUAAGGUCCCCAGCCUAGGUACUGAAAAAAUAAAUUA